AUUAUAUUCAGGUUUCUCAGUUCCUCUGCUAUAGCUUUUAUAUCCAAUCCAACAUUAACAAAACUCCUCCCAUAUUCUCUUUCUUUACUUCCAAAAACAUCUCUCCCUGCCCUUUCGUUCUCUCACUCAUCUCUUUUCUCUCCACACCCCUUCAAACAAUGCCUGCUGAUUCCGGCGAUAGGCGUCAGGUUGCAGUUCCAGGAACUAUGGCGUCCCACCCACCACCUAAGCUGACGGAGCCACUUCCAUGCCCUAGGUGCGACUCCACCAACACCAAGUUCUGCUACUACAACAACUACAACCUCUCUCAGCCUCGCUACUUCUGCAAGGCAUGCCGCCGUUACUGGACUCAAGGAGGAACUCUCCGUAACGUGCCGGUCGGUGGUGGGACCCGCAAGGCUUCCAAGCGCUCACGUUGUUCUUCUGGCUCUUCUCCUUCCGUUGCAGUUUCUUCUUCCUCGAGCGUGACGCAUGAAGCUGAGUCCGCUCCUAUGGUUGUUAACCCUACCCCCCUUAUGCCUGGACUCGGAAUUAAACCUGAGAUGGGUUUGGCCGACGUUAAUUUGAAUGAAACCGUGGACCUUCCUGUCAAUGGAGGCUUCACUUCGUUCUUGAACUCGCAGGGAGAAGGGUACUUGACGCUUGGUGGAUACGGAUUUGGAGCUGGUUCAGGGUUUGAUGGGGUUUGGGCUUAUCCUGGAAAUGGUUAUCUUGGUGGCUUUAGUGGCCGAGGUGGUGGUGAUGGGUCCGGUGGUGCCGUUGGCGGAAAUAAUACGGGGUGUAACACAUGGCAAGCAACAAGCGAUGUUGAGGGUGGCGGAGGAUUAAGUGAUGGGGAAUGCUUUGGUUGGCCAGGGCUUGCAAUUUCUGCACCAGGGAAAGGUUUGAAGUGAGGAAAAAGGAUUUAGCCAUUUCGAGUAAAAAAACAAAGGUGUCGAUUUUAACUGUUUGUUUUUGUGCCAUCCCGAUUGAAAAGUUUGCUGGUUAGUGGUGUUGUGGCUUUUAUAGAGAGGAACGAUUAUAAUAGAGUAGAUAAUAGACUGUUGAUCAAAGUGUGGCCUUGUUGUGGUGGGUAGUUGAUUCCUAUGUUCUUAGGGUUUCGUUUUUUGACGACUCUGUAAAUCUUUGAAGAAAUGAAUGCAUAAACCACAGUUUUUCAUUCA
This is a messenger RNA of Gossypium raimondii (Peruvian cotton), 1163 nucleotides long. RefSeq names its product dof zinc finger protein DOF1.6. Lineage: Eukaryota; Viridiplantae; Streptophyta; Magnoliopsida; Malvales; Malvaceae. Gene Ontology annotation, biological process: regulation of DNA-templated transcription. The record is from RefSeq and is a predicted model, not a curated record. Gene Ontology annotation, molecular function: DNA-binding transcription factor activity; DNA binding. The transcript has a single exon. Bases 159 to 893 code for a protein of 244 amino acids.